Molecule: messenger RNA, 231 nt
Organism: Ilex paraguariensis (yerba mate)
Lineage: Eukaryota; Viridiplantae; Streptophyta; Magnoliopsida; Aquifoliales; Aquifoliaceae
Source: the annotation of a GenBank genome assembly
AUGGUGAACUGCAUACAGAUUAUGAUGGUGCUGCUGUCAGAUGGGGCCUUACCCAUCAUAAAGAAUCCGCUUAUGACUGUUGCCAAGCUUGCUUGGAUCAUGCUAAACAUGCCAAAGAGGGCGGAAAAACCCAGACUUAAUUUUAAGAACAAAUAUUCAGACUCUUACAGAAAUGCUCACCCAAAUGCACCAGUUAUUGUUCCAUGGGUCUCUGGUGUAGUCGGUGCAUAA